Molecule: messenger RNA, 1390 nt
Organism: Ipomoea nil (Japanese morning glory)
Lineage: Eukaryota; Viridiplantae; Streptophyta; Magnoliopsida; Solanales; Convolvulaceae
Product: putative F-box/LRR-repeat protein 23
Exons: 3
Coding region: 64-1089 (341 amino acids)
Molecular function (GO): protein binding
Source: RefSeq, a predicted model, not a curated record
ACUAGCCAGAGAUAAUACAAAUAGAAAACCCUAAACAUCCAGAGAAAAAAAAAAACAGCGAAAAUGCCAAAGCGGUACACCUAUUACAGGCAGAAGAAGUUUGUAUGGAGGUUCCCGAAGAAGAAAAAUCCGGCGGAUGCUUCCUCCUCCAAUCCGCCUCCGCCGCCGCCUCCAUGGGUUGAGCUGCCGCGUGACAUAACGGCGAACAUUCUGCACAGGCUGGGGACGAUAGAUGUGCUGCAGACUGCCCUCAAGGUGUGCUCGACAUGGCGGAGCGUGUGCCUGGACCCUGCUAUGUGGCGCGUCAUCGACAUGUCGAGUUCCGACGAUGACCAUCUAUAUUCUCCGGCGUUAAAGCCCAUGUGCCGUUACGCGGUGGAUCUCAGCCAGGGACAACUCGUAGACAUCACCAUUGAGGAGUUCGGUACUGAUGAUUUGGUUCUCUAUAUUGCUCAGCGAGCAAAUCAGCUUAGACGUCUUCAGCUUGUGUCCUGCAUUAAUGUUUCUAGUGAAUGCUUGUGUAAGGCUGCUACCGAAUUUCCAUUGCUGCAGGAGCUGCAAAUCCACUUCUCCAACAUUUCAAGUGAAGGCAUCAAAGUUGUUGGUCGUUCUUGUCCCUCGCUCAACUCAUUUACAUUUGACCAGUAUGGAUCUAUGUCCCCAAUGGAGUGUGAUGAUGAUGCCCUAGCAAUUGCAGAAAACAUGCAUGGAUUGCACCACCUUUCACUUUUUGGAAACAAGAUUACAAAUAAAGGUGUGCAGGCAAUACUUGAUGGUUGCCCACAUCUUGAAUCUCUUGACUUGCGAAGGUGUUCCAAUGUUACUCUUGAAGGUGAUUUGGGGGUGAGAUGCUCUCAGCGGAUUAAGAAUCUAAGGUGCCCUAAUGAUUCAACUUCUGACUAUGAAUUUUGUGAUUAUGUUGAGGACGACGAUGACUACUAUGGAUUAUACUUAUCUGAUGGGUUCCCAGAUUAUUAUGACUAUGAUUAUGAUGAUUUUGCGUAUGAUGACUAUACUGAUCCUUUCAGCCAUGAGUACCUUGAACUUGAUGAUGACUAUCCAAGUAUACCAUUGGGAUGGUUGGUGUAGAGAGUUAAAUGAUGACCUUCCUGAUACUUUGGACGGGUGUUUUUUGUUGGCGAGGCUGGUGUGAUGACUGGGUUAUGUCUGCUUGCUGCUGCUAGUCAUGUACAGUAAUGGUUAAGAAUUUCUUUCUCAUGUUACCAUUAUUCCAUCUUGGCUGCUAUUUCUACUUUUGGAACUUAAUUUUGUUUGGUCCAGCUUUGACAUAAACAUUGUGGUCCUUAGUUUUGUGUGGAAAGCUAGUUGUUUUCCCUCUUUGAUCAGCUUUCCUUUUAUCUCGGAAUAACAUGAUCUGGAAGUUGUCCUA